This is a messenger RNA of Fimicolochytrium jonesii, 1341 nucleotides long. RefSeq lists its product as uncharacterized. The transcript is spliced from 4 exons. The coding region runs from base 114 to 1058 and encodes 314 amino acids. The record is from RefSeq and is a predicted model, not a curated record. NCBI's taxonomy places the organism in Eukaryota, Fungi, Chytridiomycota, Chytridiomycetes, Spizellomycetales, Powellomycetaceae.
CAAGCAUUCUUUCUUUCUGCCAGCGCCUUGCCCCCAGAGUCCUUGCCAAAGCCUUACCCCAUCCGUAGCGCCCCGGCCAGACCUGCACACGUACUACUACAGCUGAUCCCAUAAUGUCUCUCACCAAACUGUCACACACUUUUGACGUCGUCCAGAAGUAUCAACACGAUGCGGCGUUCAUGAACGUUGUCGCUGAACGUCCUGGGAUCACCUUGAAGAAUAUUCAAGGAACGGGGGGCUUCAGCUCAGCGUCCGAGUGGGGGUUCCAGUAUUGCUCCGCUCUCAAAGCGCAUGCCAUCGUUGCAGACGACGUAUGGGAUGUAGUACCCCUGGAGUUCCGUCCCACCGAGGAGGAACUCGAAUUCGCACGACCCUUCUUUGAAUUGAACAGGUCAGAGAUUCGGGAGCAUGACAGGCAAAAGCAGUAUUCUUUCGCCAUACGGUCGCUAUACCGAGCACUUUCGCUCGUAUUAGCCUUCUCGUCCGCUGAGAGCGUGGCCUCCCAGGAAUCACAGGAGAGCACGAAGCAAGACAAGGAUGAAACCGUAGUCGUGAAUUUUCUCGAUCGCUACUUGGACUUUGUGAUCGAGCCCUUCGAAGACGCCGGAGCGUUGGAUGGAACGCCCAUGAGGGUGGAGCUUAGACCCCAACCUUUUGUUGAGGGUGUCUGGUUACGUGGUGUCAAGGUGCCGUGUAGGACGGAUGGAACUGUGUCCGUCGCCAUCGCAAGCGGGAAAAAAUCCACAAAGACUCGCACGCAGCCUGCCCUCCUUCUUGAGUGUAAGCGUUUUGUACACAAAAAGACGGAUGCGAACAUUGUUGGCCAAUUGGCCGCCGAAUUGAUUUCCAUGGCACAAUCUGGGCGAGAGCAGAAAGUCCAUGCAGAUCCUGAGCGUUUGGAAUCCUCCUUCAUCACCGCCAUGCACAGAUCAUCUCCGCGGCGUUUUCUCCCGGUUACCUCGACAAACUUGACCGUCGAGAAGAAAUGGUUGAGAGCGAUUUUUUGGCAAUCAAAGCUACCAAAGCUUUUCAUAUGGGACUGGGCGAGGAUAGGCUGAAUUUCACAUCUGCCUUGAUUGCGCUGGUAAAGUAUCUGGUGUCGGGCAGAGCUCGUAUUGGGAGGCUGGACGAGCUGCAACCCCUUUCAGGGUAGGUAUCCUUAUUUAGGGGGCCUCAAAAGAAACCCGUCACAGGCCCGUGAGAGAAAGUCCGACAACGAGCUUGAACUUGAGUGAGGCGUCUGAACGAGACACCUGAAGAAGGAUGCUCAAGAUAUCCAUGUUGGAAGCCACGUACGAGCCUCGAGGUCUUAACGCUUCAUUUUUGUACGUAGUUAAAGGU